Molecule: messenger RNA, 1447 nt
Organism: Drosophila serrata
Lineage: Eukaryota; Metazoa; Arthropoda; Insecta; Diptera; Drosophilidae
Gene: tsl
Product: membrane-attack complex domain containing protein torso-like
Source: RefSeq, a predicted model, not a curated record
CUGCGCUCUGGAAGUUGUGCUGCUCGCGUUUGGAGUUACUUACCUUGCAUGCUGAGCGAUGAGCCCGCGGAAGAGCCUUUUUUGGCUGCUGACGUUGGCGCUCCUGGUGGUCGGAGGAGGUCGCGAAUCCCAGCUGCGGAUUGGCAAGGCCAUCAAUAUAUUCCUGCGCUAUGGAUACCUAAGCAUAUCGAUGCGGGUAAUACCUCUAAAUGAUAAUGUUGAAUCAGAACGAUGGGUCUUCAAGGAGCCCACCAGGAACAUUUACAGGAACCUGAGUGGCCUGGCGGAGAGCCAUGAGGACACCACACCGGGCAUCUUCCAUGGUGACUUCCAUAUGGAGUUCUGCGAGAACCGGCGGCAGUUGUUCCAGGCCUACUUCCGGGACUUCUCCAUCGAGCGGAUGGACAAGCCCUGGGAAGCAUUCACCGGUGGCUGGUUUCCAGACAAUGCGGCCAAGAAGCUGGGCAUCAACACUUCCUUCAUCCAGGGGGAUUACUCGUACGUCCUGGUGCGAGUAGUGCGGUUCCGGGAGACGGGUCGCCUGAAUGCCGAGAUCCCGGUGCACCAGCAACUGGAGCCGGAUGUUAGGUCGCGGAUGGAGCAGCUGGAGAUAGGAAACAUAACUUCUGCCGUGCGUUUCAUGGACGCGGUGGGCACUCACUAUGUGAACUCCUAUACCACGGGCAACUCCCUGUACCAGGUGUUCGUUUACAGCAGGAAGAACUACCGCAUGAUCAAGGAUCGGAUCAAGAGCAAGGGUCUGAACGGUCUGUCCAAGCUGGAUCUAUACAACUACUUUGCGCCCUGGUUUGCCGAGCAUCUUGGCCAGAUCCGGUCGGCCAGUGCCAACGCCACCGUGGAGCGUUGGGCGAAAAGGAAGCUGCAGUACGAGUACUAUGUGGUCAAGUAUGUCACUCUGCUGAAGCUUCAUGGGAACAGCACGUUGCUCCGCUCGCUGGAUGCGCUGCUGGGCAACGAUGCCAUCCUCCAGCUCGAUCUCAAGUCGCUGAAUCCCGUCUUCCGGGAGCAGCCCGAGAAGGAGAGCUGGUUCCACGAGGUCCUCGACAACAAUAUGAAGCUCUGGGAGCUCAAUAUGCCGCAGAGUCAUCCCAGCCGGUAGUCGACAGGAAAAUACUCAUAUCUACGAUGUUUUUCAACUCAAAAGGUACUUAUUUUCGUAUCCUUUAAAGAGUCGUAGUUUUACUGUGCGAUAUGUCUGGCCGCCAAGGAUCAAAAGUUCCUAGAUGAGUAGUUGUAGUUAGGUCCUCUAGUGCGUAGUUACUGUUCUGCCUGUGAUAGUUUUAGGUAGUUUAAUUGAAUCCAGAUCUAUAGUAACAACACAUCUGACUUGCAUUUUAGCCAACUAGCCCGUAAGAUCGCCUUAUUGCUGUACUAGUUUUCAUACGCUAAUUAUACUGAUCAAAGUCGAAAAUAUGUCGUUUAAUUU